AUGUUUAGUGUAAUGAUAUUAUGCUUUUGGACUUUUGUUCGCAAUCAAAAGUUGGGAGAGUACGAAGCAAGAUGCGGAGAACAGAUGGUCACCGAUCAGAAGGUCAGAGGAGGAGGAGGAGGAGGAGGAAGAGAAACGGUUUAGUGAAACUGUACAUUUCAGCACGGACCAAACAUUGGCCGAACAAUUAAUCUUCUCUCGCAAACUUUGAUUUAUAAAGUUUCCGAAACAGUGGAAACGGCGAAACAGGAAUUUGCUAGAGAGGCAUUGAACAGAACCAACGAUGAAUGUAUGCAUCUCAUUUGUGAGCGCCAUGCGCGUUUUGUGAGCCUUUUCAAAAUAUACUGGUUAGUUAAAGGACCUGGGAACUUUCUGUCGGAAUUAUGGCCGUGGCCUAGGAAAAGAGAUCUUUGAGACGUUGUCAAAGGAAGAGUUUUCACACCUGAGUUUUCUAGGCCACAGCCACAGCUUUCACGUUAGUAGGCAUUUGUGAGAAUUGGUAGCCGAGCAGCGAAUAGGAUACGUGUCAGACAUGCACAUAAACUCGGCCCAAGUUCAAAUGACAGUUUUCAGCGACACAAAAAUGAAUAAAUACGAAAGCCUUCUGGAAACUUCGAAGGAAAGCGACGAGGCGUUCGAAGAUGUCAGUUUCCUGCUGAAAUGCCGAAUCAACUUCCUAUUCCCGGCACGUAGGAUCGUUGAAAUUGCGGGGAGCACUCAGGAAAAGCUGCAUGAAUUCAUAGGACUUCCGGCCCAUUCAAAUAAUGAAGAGAGCAGGAACAAAGUGCAGAAUGAACUGGGAAAACUGAUCAGGGAAUGGUUUGAAGAGGACCGGCGCAUCAGAAAAGAGCAUUUCGAUCUUUUGGACUCUCUCGGCGAAAAUUCGAAAACCAAGUUGGUGGAAAUGCUCACGGAGUACAUGUGCAUCAAUCAGAAAUGCUCUCAUUGGUGUUCACUGAUCUAUUCCAACUUGAAUGUACGUAAUUUCAGUAGAUUUGUACGCCAAAAGAACAACAAUUACAGCAUAACGACUUCAAGGCGAGACUUGAUGGUGUUGCAGGAGAUGUGCUGGAUUACUCAAAAGCCGUUGCUCAGUUGGCUGUGAAUAUCCAUGCGUACACAAAAACCAUUUUGUAG
This is a messenger RNA of Caenorhabditis sp. 36 PRJEB53466, 1137 nucleotides long. The record is from the annotation of a GenBank genome assembly. NCBI's taxonomy places the organism in Eukaryota, Metazoa, Nematoda, Chromadorea, Rhabditida, Rhabditidae.